Molecule: messenger RNA, 354 nt
Organism: Plenodomus lingam JN3
Lineage: Eukaryota; Fungi; Ascomycota; Dothideomycetes; Pleosporales; Leptosphaeriaceae
Source: RefSeq, a predicted model, not a curated record
AUGCUGGUGGGUGGUGGUGGUGGCAGCGGUGGUAAUACAAACAAGCCCACAACGACCCUACAACACGUCCGCGUACGCUACGCCCCACGCGAUGUCUGGGCGAGCAUGGAUCCCGCAGACAAUCUGGGGCGCAUGGUCGAGCGAGGCAUCUGGUUCGAUGAGGAAGGCGGGGAGCGCGAGGGCGAGGGCGCUGCGUUUCGGGCCGUGUGGAGGGAGUUGGAGGAAACAUGGGGGAUAUGGGAGGGGCAUGGGCGGUUUGGACUCGAGGCCCGGGUGGAGUUGGUGCCGUGGGAUGGUGAUGUGGAUUCUGGGCGGGUGGGGGAUGAGUUGGAUGUUUUGUUUAGUAGGGGGUGA